CCGGACGAACUGACCAACGCUCUGGAGAUCAGUAACAUCGUGUUCACCAGCCUCUUCGCUCUGGAGAUGCUGCUCAAGGUUUUAGUCUACGGGCCGUUCGGAUACAUCAAGAACCCGUACAACAUCUUCGACGGCAUCAUCGUGGUCAUCAGUGUGUGGGAGAUCGUGGGUCAGCAGGGCGGGGGUCUCUCGGUGCUGAGGACCUUCAGACUGAUGCGGGUUCUGAAGCUGGUUCGCUUCAUGCCGGCUCUGCAGAGACAGCUGGUGGUUCUGAUGAAGACCAUGGACAACGUGGCCACCUUCUGCAUGCUGCUGAUGCUCUUCAUCUUCAUCUUCAG
Messenger RNA from Notothenia coriiceps (black rockcod), 338 nucleotides. Its product is annotated as voltage-dependent T-type calcium channel subunit alpha-1G-like. Gene Ontology annotation, molecular function: voltage-gated sodium channel activity; low voltage-gated calcium channel activity. Gene Ontology annotation, cellular component: plasma membrane; voltage-gated sodium channel complex; neuron projection. The transcript has 2 exons. Gene Ontology annotation, biological process: calcium ion import; membrane depolarization during action potential; transmembrane transport. The annotation marks the transcript as partial. The record is from RefSeq and is a predicted model, not a curated record. NCBI's taxonomy places the organism in Eukaryota, Metazoa, Chordata, Actinopteri, Perciformes, Nototheniidae.